Molecule: messenger RNA, 487 nt
Organism: Rubroshorea leprosula
Lineage: Eukaryota; Viridiplantae; Streptophyta; Magnoliopsida; Malvales; Dipterocarpaceae
Source: the annotation of a GenBank genome assembly
GAUUGAGAGAACUCCGGAAUUGUCAUCGAUGGGGUUGUCUCUGUUUGCCACCCACACCACUGUUCUUUGGGGAACUUGGUUGUACCAGAUGCCGAUAUAUCUGUACUUUGAACUGCCAGGGGUGAAGAAUCCAAGAGCGAAAACUUUCCCAUCGGAGACAAUCAAACUACCAUCAUCUUUAACAGAGUGGUUUGGUGUUAUGGUAUCAAUGGAAACAGUGAAGCCAAAAAGCAAACAGAGAAGCAGUACCUUAAUCAACCAUUUUCCAGAAUCCAUGACUUGCGGAAGGCUAGGUGGCAAUUUGGAGAUUAAAGUAUUUGUUUAAUGCAGUUGGAAACCAUUAAUAAAGAGGUGCAUGCUGAGUCAGAAGGACAACUCAGUCCAGUAGUUGCCAUGAUGAAGACAUUUUUCUGCGUUUCUGUUUGGUUAAACGUCCAAUUUGGUCCCUGAAUUAUUGUUAGACCCCAAAUAUAGUCCUUAAAGUAAA